CAUCAUUUACAUAUUUAUUUUUCUCUUUUCUCUAACGUGUACCUCUUAGUUUGUCUGGCUCUUUUUCGAUUUAAAUAUAGCCGCAUGUCAUGGCAUACAACCGCCCACAAAUUAUGACAAAACAUGAUGCUCUUGACCUUGACACUGUUGGGUGAAAAGGGGAACCAUUUUCUUGUGGCUAAUAUAAUUUUUUUAAUCGAAAAUUUACACUUCGAGUUCAUAAUUAUAGAAUAAUAUAGGCAAAUAUUAUCACUGUUAAGCUUCUAGCAUUAUGCCUUGAAAUUUGUAAGUUAAGAGAGUCUAAAAAUAAUUUUUAAAACGUAUACGCCGAAAUAAACAUUUAAACAUUUAAAAUAAAUUUCCCAGUUGUGACAUAUGUAAACUACACAUACGUAGAAUUUUAUGUAAAGGUUUCCCAAAGGAAAAGCGACCUCUAUGCUAUGGAGACCGAAAGCAUUUAACAGUACUGUUAAUUUAGCCAUGUUGUCAGCUCAAUUUUCUGCCAAGUUGCCAUAUAGUUUUUCCAAUUUUACCGUUGUCUUGACAACGGUUUUCACUUGGUUUUUCCCGUCAAAGGAAAAAAGAAAAUAAAGAAUAAUAAUCAAAACAAAGGCACAAUGUUUCGUCGUGGAAAACUGUCUUUCUUAAAUACCAAAGACGAUCGCAUUAAAAUCAUAAAUGAACGCAUUACGCUGACCGAACGCCAUUUAAUGGAAAUGUGUUCAUCAUUUGCUUUGGUGACAAGGAAAAUGGCCAAAUAUCGCGACUCCUUCGAUGAGCUGGCAAAGGGCGUUAAAAGUUAUGCCGACGAGGAGGAAAUAAAUGAUAGUCUGUGUCAAGGACUCAAGAGCUUCACAAAUGCCGUAACCAUUAUGAGUGAUUACAUGGACAUUAAUGUCCAUCGGCUGGAGCAUAAGAUUGUUAACGAGCUGGCCCAAUUCGAGCAUCUGUGUAAAUCCACUCGGGAUAAUCUACGUCUGGCUGUCAUAGCCAGGGAUAAGGAAGUGCUACGUCAACGCCAGAUGCUGGAGCUCAAGUCCAAGUUUUCCGCUAAUAAUAGUGCUGCCGAUUCAGAGCUUUUUAAGGCCAAAAUGGAGGUGCAACGCACUAAUAAGGAGAUUGACGACAUCAUUGGAAACUUUGAACAGCGCAAGUUGGGCGAUCUGAAGAGGAUCCUCAGUGACUUUAUCCUGAUCUCCAUGAAGCAGCAUACCAAGGCACUGGAGGUACUCAGUGCCAGCUACUACGACAUCGGAAGCAUUGAUGAGCGCGACGACUUUAUGGAGUUCCAGAAGCUGAUGAAGACCAAGGAGGAGCCAAUUCCUCGCAAGGCGGCCCUUAAGAAAGGUCUACGCUCACAGUCGAUGGAUAGCCUAGAGCACGAGCACCUGGUCAGUCCGCUGAAAAGGCGCCAGAAAUUGUCCAGGAGUAGCAAGAAUCUGGCAGGAGGUGGAAUCAAUCAUGGGUCUAGGACCGAACCUGAGGAGGAGAGUGACGAGCAAGAUGAUGAGGACGAUGAUGAUGAGGUAAAUACUAAUAGUGGCGAGGAUGAUGACGAGGAAGAGUCCGGCACUGCCACCGAUGACGAAGGGAGAACACCCCCAGCAAACCACACAGUUACACCCCGGGAGAAUGUAUUUGGGGCCAAGACACGGGCCCCUGCCGGCACACCAUCGACCAGUACCAGUGCCACUAGUGGUUCUAUGAAACCGGCCAGGCAGACGGUGAAGCAUCCCUUCAAGGCGGUGGCCUCCACACAUGUAAGACUGCAAAAGCAGUUCCAUGUGCCCCAGCACUAGCACUGAAACACGGAAAUUGGGACUCUCUCAGUUAACUAGAGUAACUAGAGAGAAUAUUAUCACAUUACAGUAUUGCCGACUAUCUGAGCACAUAUCAGAACUAUUUACAUAGCUGUUUGCUGAACUGAAUUAUAAAUUUAAUGAGAAAACAAUUAUUGCUUCUGCCUUCAAGUAUAUAGCAGUGAGCAGAAUUUAGCAUUUAAGACAAUAUGUUAGGGUUUCUUUCAAGUGGUUAAGGCAGAAUUAAGAAGUAUUAGUUCGCUAUAUCAUUCAUUUUUGCUUUAUGCCAACCCACUUUUUUAAGAAGCAAACCUGAGCUUACAUAAAUCAAUAUAAUUCAUUAAAGUUAUAGUUAUCUGACCUUCAGUAUUUCACCCCCAUUUUAAAGCUACUUGUUAUCUCUCAGUUUAAGUUCCAUUAAAACUUAAUGUUUACAUCAAAUCAUGCUAAAUCAAUUCUACUGGCUAUUUUAAUUCGGCUUCCCUUCGCUCCUUUAUAAAUAGAUAUGUCAAAUAUAACAUUAGCUUAAAGACAUUACUGAUUUGCAUACCCCCUUUAAUGGUCACGCCUCACGAUUUGCAUUAUUUGCCCCAAAUAAACAAGAAUAAAUGUAUGCAUAGCAUAACUAAUCAUGCGGAAAUGACAAUAUUCUCUACCACCCUUUUCUCUUCUUUCUCCCAAAAAACAAACCCCUUCUCUGCAGGUGAGAAGGCGGAAAUCGGGAGCAGGUCGCCAGGUAACCAUUGUUAAAUCGAAAUCCUCAUCAAAGUCGACCUCAAACCACCAA
Drosophila serrata is the source of this 2586-nucleotide messenger RNA. It is a transcript of the gene Fam92, whose product is annotated as CBY1 interacting BAR domain containing protein Fam92. The record is from RefSeq and is a predicted model, not a curated record. Gene Ontology annotation, biological process: cilium assembly. Lineage: Eukaryota; Metazoa; Arthropoda; Insecta; Diptera; Drosophilidae. Gene Ontology annotation, cellular component: ciliary basal body; ciliary transition zone.